AUGGGGCGCAAGGGCGCGCUCGCGCGAAGCGCGCUGCUGAUCGGGCUCGCCGUCGCCCUUCUGCUCAGAGCUGCGUGCGCGCGGGCACCUCCAGAGGGCGCACGGGAGACGCUAGUUCGACUCGCAGCGGCGGCAGGGCUCCCUCUGCCCCGCUCCGUGGAGCUGCGCAGCCACGGCCCCGAACGCUGCGUCCUCGAGCUCCAAAACGCUGCUUCCGAGGACCCUGCGGCCGCCAUAGAGCUUCCUGACUACUGCUGCUGGUCGUUCGUUCGUUGCCAGGGCGACCGCCGCGCCCGAAGCCACGCGGAUGGGGGCCGGGGCGGCCGGAGCGCCGACGACAGCGUUUCGUCCAGCGGCACCGUCUGCGGGCUGGACCUGUCGUCCUCAGCCCAGGGCCACAUCGCCACGGCAGACCUGCGAGAUGGGGUGCUUCCUUUUGCCGAGAGCCUGGAGUUCCUCGACCUGUCCUUCAAUCGCCUGGGAGCCGGCCUGAGCGGCGUGCUCGACGGCCUGCGCAGCCUCAGGACGCUGCACCUCCGCGGCUGCAGCGUCCACGACGGGCUGACGUCUGACAUCAUCGCGCACCCGACGCUCGAGGACCUCGAUGUCUCCGGCACCAGGCUCAGACACUGGGAGCUGCCUGGCAGCUCCAAGCUGCGCGCGCGGGGGGGCGGCAGCGCGCUCGUUUCGCUCAUCGCGACCGACGCAGGCCUCCGUGGCGAUCUGCCGGACCUGUGGGACUUCCUGUGCCUCCCGAACCUCAAAGCACUCCACCUCGGCGGAAACCAGCUGCGCAUUCGCCUCCCCGGAGCCCCGGAGCCGCUCUGCCCGCCCUCGCCGCUGCUCGAGCUCACUCUCGAUGGCAGCGCCGUGGCGGCCGACGCGGUCCCCGCGUGGCGCGCCGCGACCCCGGCACUCCAGCGGCUCUCCCUCGCCGGCACGGGCGUCGGCGGCGCGCUGUCAGACUGGCUGCGCCUCCUGCCCGACUCGGCGCGCGCCCUGGACCUCUCCCACACGCGCGUGCACGGCGCCUUCGCGGCCGCCGCGGCGCUCGCGCCGCCGGCCCUGGUGCAGCUGCUCCUUGCGGGCUGCCCGGGCGUCACGGGCACGCUCCCCGCGGCCGCGCCGAUGCUGCUGCGGGCCGAGGUGCUGUCGCUGGCUGGCACGGGCAUUCAGGGCGCAGUGCCCGCGGGCUUCGCGUUCGCCGCGGCGCUGUCGGCGGCCGGCGGCGCAUUCGAUCUGUCGAGCACGGCGCUCGCGCACCCGGCCGGCGCGCGGAACAGCCGCGGGGAGCGGCUACCAGAGGCGCUGCAGCUGGGGGGGGUUUUGCUGCCGGUAGACGGACUGCCCGGAGUGCUGUGCCCGGCGGUGGUGCCGGCAGGCGCGGAGCGGCGGCGGGCGGCCGCGGUCGCGCUGCCCCCGGCGUACCACGGCCUGACGCGCUGCGAGUGUCAGGGGGGGGGGUCUCCCGACGCGGCGGGGCGGUGCGGCGGCGCGCGCGGGCGCGAGCUCGCGCAGGCCGGCGAGUGCGACGACCCCGACGCGGGCCUCGUCAUCGCGGUCAUCGUCCUCAGCGCCGCGCUCCUCCUAUCGCUCGGCGCCCUCGCCGCGCUCGCCCUGCGGCACCUGCUCCGCCCGGCGCUGCUCCGGCGGAUGCCGGUCGGGUGGGCGGCGGUGGUGGUGACGGACAUCAAGGGCAGCACGGAGCUGUGGGAGUGGAACGCGCGCGUGAUGAACGUCGCGCAGGCCGAGCACGACACCGUGAUGCGCCGCUGCGUGGCGCGGCACCGCGGGGUCGAGUUGUUCACGGAGGGCGAUUCGUUCACGCUCGCGUUCGGGUCCACGCUCGACGCGGUGAAGUUCUGCUGGGACGCGCAGAGCACGCUGAACGACCACGCGUGGGACAGCGAGCUCCUCGAACACCCCCUCGGCAAGGUCGAGUACCCCGGGGGGGACGACACACGCCCCCCCCUGAUCCGCGGGCUCCGCGUGCGCAUGGGGCUGUCGUGCGGGACGUUCCGGAAGGUCCAGGCCGCGUCCACGACGGAGGCCAGGAGCCGCGCGCGCGUGGAGCGCACCGGUUCAGUCGCGAGCUCAGCGUCGGGGGGGUCGGCGGGGCGCGGGCGCGGCGGGCCCGGACGGAAGCACAAGGGCACGUCCGGCGCGGCGAUGUACGAGGGCACGGCGCUCGAGCUCGCGACGGCCGUGCAGGACGCCGCGGACGGCGGCCAGCUCCUCGUUGACGAGGCCACCUUUGAGUCGGAGAUACUCCCCCUCCUCGGGGAGCUGGCGUCGUUCGCGCACAGCUCGGGCACGGCCGGGCAGGGCGCGCUGAUGCUGGACAGCGACGCGCGCCGCGGGCGCAACUACAGCCGGUCGUUCCAAGGCGCGUCGCCGUCGGCCAACAUGAGCAUGGCGGGCGAGGGGGGGUCGGUUCGGACUGGCGCGACGGCGUCGCGGGAGCGCAACGCGCCCGGCCUGGCGGCGCCGUCGAGGUCGUCGCUCAUGGAGCGGCUCAGCUUCUGGAUGCGCCGGGGUAAGAUGGCGGAAGGUCGCAGCCGUGGCGGUGGCGGCGGGAAGCCGCAGGGCAACGACGCCUUGGACGACAGCGGGCGCGGGCUCCGGCCGUCGGGGCCCGUCAGCCAGGGCAGCUUCGCGCCGAUGCCGCGCGAGCCGUCGCGUUUGUCGCAAGUGCGGGCCCGUGCGGGGAACGUGGCGAGUGUGGACCUGCCGCGUGCGGGCGGGGACGCGCCUGAACACGUCAGCAAGAUCUCGCGUGCGUCGAGCGCCGCGUCGAAAGGCGCCUCGGGCGCCUCGGCGGCCUCGGACCACGCCGCCGACCCCCCGGGGGGCGUGUCGCGCGCCCGCCCCACCUCCCCCAACGCGCCGCCGCGCGCGCCCCCCGGGCUGCGGCACGCGAGCUACACCGUCGGGCUCAGGCCGGCCGUGCGCAGGGGGGAACACCAGGCCGCGUCGAUGACGCAGGGCCAGCCGGCGGGAACCACGGGUUGGCGCAUGCCGGGGUCGAACCCCAACAUUCGAAAGAGCAUUGCGAUCAGCGAGGCGAACUCCCCGAACGAGUCCGGCGUGAACAGCAGCCAGCUGGCGUCCGGCACGAUGUCGCGGAACCAGGCCGGGCGCGGGAGCGCCGACCACGGGCUGUUCAGCGCGCCCUCGCUGGGCGAGGGGGGGGAGUUCAUGGGGGGGUUCCCGCUCACGAUGGUCCUGCACAUGGGCGAGCACCGCCUCUCCUGCCGCAGCCUCACGGGGCCCAUCGGGCUCAUCCAGCUGCUCCCGCCCGCCUUCCUCGGGCGCACGCAGCUCUUCCUGCCGCCGGCCACGAUCGAGUGUCCGGGGCCGCCGGUGACGACGGCGCCGUGCAUCGACGAGUACAUCGACCACGCGUACCGCCACGCGCUGCUGCAGGCGGGCGAGAUCGCCCCGCGGCUCGCGCACCGCUCCGAGGUCGUGGUGUCGUUUGUUUCCGUGGCGGGAUGGAACUCGGUGGCGUCGCGGCUCGCGAAGCGCGAGGGCGGGCAGGCCGUGGCGGAGAACUCGCUGUGGCUGUACAUCUCGCUCAUCCGCGCGACCGCGCCGUGCUUCAGCGGGUACGUGUGUCGGCAGAAGGAGGCAGUGCUGCUGCUGUCGUGGCCGACGCCCGUCGCGGCCGUGGAGUGGGCCGUGAUGUUCCAGGAGGCGCUGCUGAUGCUCCGCUGGCAGCCCGCGCUCGAGGAGUUCGCGGAGACGGCCACGGAGGACGUGGGCACGAAGCUGGCCUUCCGCGGGCUGCGGGCGCAGGUGGGCAUCUACGCGGGCGUGCCGGAGCUCGCGAUGCCGCACCCGGCGCACGGCCGCGCGGAGUACUACGGCCCGUUCAUCAACCGCGCCGCGCGGCUGUGCCACGGCAUCGCCCGCAACGGCCAGGUCCUGGCGUCCAAGGGCGUCGCCGAGGCCGCCAUGUCCGACUGGUGCAGCCGCGGCCCGAAGACGAAGCUGGUCGGGGACCGCGAGUUCCGGCGGGAGAUCCUCAAGGCGUCGUCGGGGCUGCAGGUCGCGGAGCACAACGGCGACGACGGCGCCCCCUCGCCGCCGCGCAACAAGGCCCGCGCGGCGUCGUCUGCCGAGGCGCUCGAUUCCGAGGGCGUGCUGGUCGAGACGACGGCGACGGCGACGGCGACGGCGGAGACGGCCGCGCCCACGCGGCGGGACGUGACGUUCCAGGCGGACCCGCCGCGCGGCGUGCGGUCGGGCAACGAGCUGGCAAACGUCGCGCUGCAGGCCAACGCCGGCGCGUCGUCCGAGACGCUGGGGAAGCGGCCGAGCGGCGGCCCGAUGCCUGCACCGUUCUCGCGCAGCCCGCACCUCGACCACCUCAUGCUCCCGGCCGCGCAGACCAACUCGGCUCACGUCCACAUGCGCGGGCGGCGGCACCCCAGCGCGAUGGUCGCGAGCGGCAUCGCGGGGCCGGGCGCGUCGCCGAUCGCGGCCGGAUCGGGUCGCGAGGACGCCUUCGGCCGGCGCACGGUGAUCGGGUCGCUUGCGUCGCGCGGGUCGAUGCUUGCAGAUGGCACCGACAUGAUCGUUCACCGCGCGCUGCUGGACCACAUGCAGAGCGUCCUGGGCGCGGAGGCGCGCCAGAAGGCGCCGCUGCGCGAGGUCGUGGUGCACCACGACGGCACGUACGCGCUGCACGGCGUGGAGGUGCCGGUCGACGUGUUCUCGGUGUCGACGGCGCUCCUCGCGGGCCGCGUGGCCGGCGCGCUGCGGACGUCGCGCAAGGCGCGGCUCGUCUCGCCGGGCAACAAGCAGAGCGACAUCGUGCGCGUCGCGCUGCCGGACCUUGGCGUCGAGGGCCUCCAGGCCUCCCGGCAACAGGAGGUCAUGCGUGAGAUGGCCAUCGCGAACGAACACGCGCGGAGGUUCCGGCUCGCGCCGACGCCGCUCAAACCCAUGGGGCCCUAG
This is a messenger RNA of Pedinophyceae sp. YPF-701, 4962 nucleotides long. Lineage: Eukaryota; Viridiplantae; Chlorophyta; Pedinophyceae. The record is from the annotation of a GenBank genome assembly.